AUAUAAAUUUUAAAAAAUGGCUAUUCACGUUACACCUCUCGUCUAUCUCAUCAUCCUCAGUUUCUCUAUCUCUGUAGUUCUUUUGUCAGCAUCCCCAACUCUUGUUCUCAAUCUUAUUCAUCCCCACCAAAUUUCUUCCAUAAAACCUUCACAUGUCUACCUUAUUGAGGAAGCGUCUACUGCACGUCUAGACUACUUGCAAGCUAAAGCAACCGGAGAUAUCAUUGCACACAUUUCCCCUCUACCAACAGCUUUCUUGGUAAACAUUUCAAUAGGGAGUCCACCAGUCAUGCAGCUUCUCCAUAUGGACACGGGAAGCGAUCUUACGUGGCUGCAAUGCCAUCCGUGCACCAACUGUUAUCCCCAGAGCAUGCCCAUCUUUAACCCUUCAAGAUCUUACACUUACGAACAAGAAUUUUGCAAAACCUCAGAAUACUCUAUGCCUAGCUUACGAUUCAAUCCAACAACCAGAUCAUGCGACUACUCCAUGAAAUACAUGGAUAAGACAGGGAGCAGAGGCACACUAGCUAAAGAAACGCUGUGGUUUAAUACCAUUUAUGGUGAGUUUUCCUCAGCUUCUUUAGCUGACGUUGUUUUUGGCUGUGGCCAUGAUAACUAUGGUAAACCGCAACAAGGAACCGGUGUCCUCGGUUUAGGAUAUGAGAAAUUUUCGUUGGUGCACAAGUUCGGUUCAAAAUUCUCAUACUGCUUUGGAAGCUUAGAUGAUCCUUCUUACCCACAUAACGUCUUAGUCCUGGGAGAUGAUGGUGCAAACAUUUUGGGAGAUACGACACCGUUAGAGACCUAUCGUGGUUUAUAUUACGUUAAAGUCAAAGCGAUCAGCGUAGACGGGAUCAUUCUUCCGAUUGAUCCGUUGCUAUUCCAACGUAAUUCCCAAAACGGUUCAGGCGGCACAAUACUCGACACUGGAACAACAUUGAUCAAUCUGGUCAAGGAAGUGUAUGAGCAUUUAAAAAACAGAAUUGAAGAUGUUUUUGGCGGGAGGUUUACCAAGGCAGACAUGCCUAAUUCCGUGAAGAAUAAAGUACUGGAAUGCUACAAUGGAGAUUUUGAGCGAGAUCUAGUCGAGUCCGGAUUCCCGAUUGUAACGUUUCAUUUCUCAAAUGGAGCAGAGUUGUCGUUAGAUGCGAAGAGUUUGUUUAUGAAGCUUACACCAAAUCUUUUCUGCUUAACCAUUUCCCCGAGCAUUGGUGGUCAUCUGAACGUCAUAGGUUCAUCAAUUAAUAGUAUCCCACCUAUGCGAGCCUGUGAAGUUCCGACAAAAAGCAAGACGAGAAAGACGAUGAAGAAGAAGCUGAUUUUUCCCAAUCGAGUGAACAUUUUCGAAGCAUCACCAACCCUUGUUCUCAAUCUUGUUCACUCCCACCAAAUAUAUUCCCUAGAACCACCACGUGUCUCUCAUAUCAAGGAAGCGUCUGUUGAACGUCUAGACUACUUGAAAGCCAAGACAACGGGAGAUAUCAUCGCACACCUUUCCCCUAACGUCCCUAUCAUCCCACAAGCUUUCUUAGUGAACAUAUCAAUAGGUAGCCCACCAGUCACGCAACUUCUCCACAUGGACACGGGUAGUGAUCUUCUAUGGCUACAAUGUCGUCCUUGCAUCAAUUGCUAUGCUCAAAGUCUUCCUAUUUUCGAUCCUUCUAGAUCUUAUACUCAUCGCAAUGAAUCUUGUAGAACCUCUGAAUACUCUAUGCCUAGCUUAAGAUUCAAUGCAAAAACCAGAUCUUGCGAGUAUUCCAUGAGAUACAUGGAUGGUACAGGGAGCAAAGGCAUACUAGCUAGAGAAAUGCUGAUGUUUAAUACAAUCUACGAUGAGUCUUCAUCAGCUGCUUUACAUGAUGUUGUUUUCGGUUGUGGCCAUUAUAACUAUGGUGACCCUCUAGUUGGAACCGGCAUUCUCGGUUUAGGAUAUGGUGAAUUCUCGUUGGUUCAUAGAUUUGGUACAAAAUUCUCAUACUGCUUCGGAAGCUUAGAUGAUCCUUCUUAUCCCCAUAAUGUCUUAGUCUUGGGAGAUGAUGGUGCCAACAUUUUGGGAGAUACCACACCGUUAGAGAUCUACAAUGGUUUUUAUUACGUUACAAUCGAAGCGAUCAGCGUGGAUGGAAUAAUUCUCCCCAUUGAUCCAUCGGUAUUCAACCGUAAUCACCAAACUGGUUUAGGCGGUACAAUAAUCGACACAGGAAAUUCAUUAACAAGCCUAGUCGAAGAAGCAUACAAGCCACUGAAGAACAAAAUUGAAGAGGUUUUUGAAGGAAGGUUUACUGCCGCGGAUGUGAAUCAAGAUGACAUGUUUAAAGUGGAGUGCUACAAUGGAAACUUAGAGCGAGAUUUGGUCGAGUCCGGAUUCCCGAGUGUAACGUUUCAUUUCUCAGAUGGAGCAGAGUUGUCAUUGGAUGUGAAAAGUGUGUUCAUGAAGCUUUCACCAAAUGUUUUCUGCUUAGCCGUGACCCCUGGUAAUAUAAACAGCAUUGGUGCAACGGCUCAACAGAGCUAUAACAUAGGGUAUGAUCUCGAAGCAAAGAAGAUCUCUUUUGAGAGAAUUGAUUGUGGUGUCCUCUUUGAUUACUGAUUAUAAAUUAAUAUCAUCGAU
This is a messenger RNA of Arabidopsis arenosa, 2611 nucleotides long. Lineage: Eukaryota; Viridiplantae; Streptophyta; Magnoliopsida; Brassicales; Brassicaceae. The record is from the annotation of a GenBank genome assembly.